Drosophila kikkawai is the source of this 1655-nucleotide messenger RNA. RefSeq names its product Cytochrome P450 6w1 (gene Cyp6w1). The record is from RefSeq and is a predicted model, not a curated record. Gene Ontology annotation, molecular function: monooxygenase activity; iron ion binding; oxidoreductase activity, acting on paired donors, with incorporation or reduction of molecular oxygen. Gene Ontology annotation, biological process: insecticide catabolic process; response to DDT. NCBI's taxonomy places the organism in Eukaryota, Metazoa, Arthropoda, Insecta, Diptera, Drosophilidae.
GUCUAACAGUGGCUCCCGGCAGUCGAAGCUUCUACCAUGUCGAUCGAGCUCCUUUUCCUGCUCGCCACCUUGGCGAUCGUGUUCUACAUCUGGCAGAGGCGAGCUUUCAGUUUCUGGCAGAGUCGCGGGGUGAAGUUUAUUCGCCCGGUACCCCUUUUGGGCUGCACCAGCCAGCUCUUGACCGGACGUACAUCAUUUUUAGAGCAAAUCAAAAAGUUUCACGAGGCCCCGGGCUACGAGAAUGAGCCCUUUGUGGGCGUCUAUCUGGCCUAUCGUCCGGCUUUAGUGAUUCGCGAUCUGGACUUGAUCAAGACGGUAAUGGUGAAGAAGUUCCAGUACUUUAACAAUCGAGUGCUUCAAACGGAUCCCCACAAUGAUGCCCUGGGCUUUAACAACCUAUUCUUUGCCCGCAGUCCGGCAUGGAAGGAGUUAAGGAACAAGCUCUCACCAGUAUUUACCUCUGGAAAGAUUAAGCAGAUGUAUCCGCUUAUGGUGAAGAUUGGCAAAAACCUGGAGGACAGCGCCGACCGCCUGGGCAGCGGCUCAGUGGUCCAAAUCAAGGAUCUGUGCGCCCGCUUUACCACUGACCUGAUCGCCACUAUUGCCUUCGGGCUGGAGGCCAAUGCUCUGCAGAUCCCCAAGAGUGAGUUUUUCCAUCACAACAAGGCAGUCUUUGCGGUCAGCCUGAGCCGAGCCAUUGACUUUGCCAUCAUCUUCAUGCUGCCGGCCUUUGCGUCACUGGCCCGCGUGAAGGUCUUCUCCAAGGAUACCACCAAGUUCAUCCGUAGCAGCAUCAACUUUGUGCUAGCCGAGAGAGAGCGCACGGGGCUGAAGCGGAACGAUCUUAUUGACAUCCUGCUGGCCUGGAGAAAGGAGGCGGCUGCCAAUCCAGAGAAGAAGCAUGCGGCCAAUGACUUGGAUUACCUAGUGGCCCAGGCAGCCAUCUUUCAGACAGCCGGUUAUGAGACAAGCUCCUCCACAAUGACGCUGACCCUGUAUGAGCUAGCCCAGAAGGAGGAGCUGCAGGAUCGCCUCCGACAGGAGAUUGCAGACUUCUUCGGCGAUGAGGACCAUAUCAGCUACGAACGCAUCCAGGAAAUGCCCUACCUAUCGCAGGUGGUCAACGAGACGCUGCGCAUGUACCCAAUUGUGGGCUACGCGGAGCGUGAGUGCUCUCAGCCCGUGGAGGGCGAAAAGUUCACCCUCAGUCCCUACAGCAACUUGGAGUUGCCGCACGGCAUGCCUGUCUACGUGUCCGCCUUGGCCAUUCAUCGCGACCCGAAGUAUUGGCCAGAGCCGGAUAAGUUUGACCCGGAACGCUUUGCUCCCGAGAAUCGGGACAACAUUAACAUGGAUGCCUAUAUGCCCUUCGGCGUGGGUCCGCGCAACUGCAUCGGCAUGCGUUUGGGUCUUCUUCAGUCUAAGCUGGGCCUUGUGCACCUGUUGCGCAAGCACCGAGUCCACACCUGCGACCAGACCACCAAGACGAUUGAGUUGGCCGCCAUCAGUCCGGUGAUUGCCUCGAAGAAUGACAUUGCCCUGCGCCUGGAAAAGGUUUCGGGGUAAUGAUUUGAUUUGAAUUUAAUGAAAUAGAUCAAUUCUAAAUAUUGUUGUUAUUAAAACAAAAAAAUUUGUUAUCCAAAGAAUGAAAGGGA